Salpingoeca rosetta is the source of this 1166-nucleotide messenger RNA. RefSeq lists its product as uncharacterized. The record is from RefSeq and is a predicted model, not a curated record. NCBI's taxonomy places the organism in Eukaryota, Choanoflagellata, Craspedida, Salpingoecidae. Gene Ontology annotation, molecular function: ubiquitin protein ligase activity. Bases 77 to 1102 code for a protein of 341 amino acids. The transcript is spliced from 7 exons.
AAAUUCGCCUUUGCCACACAACCUUCCAAGCGGCAAAUUCAGCGAACGACAAGACGACCAACACAAACCUGCCAUCAUGGCGCGUUAUUGGUGCCACAAGUGUGCGCGACACUUUGAAGCCUCGACAUCACCAGAGAGCACGCGAUGCCCGUCAUGCCAGGAUAAUAUCGUGGAACUGGUGGCUUCCGCGCCGCAGGCGUCAACAGCGCGCGCACAACGCACAGCACGCGCGUCGCGCACGGCGCGCGCGUCAGGAACGCAAGCCACGGCACCGCCGCAGCGCAGCUCCAGCAGCGCGCGUGCCAGUCCCACGAGCCGCUCUUCCCACAGUUUGUCGUGGACGCUGUCGUCCUCUUCUGCACCGACAUCGGCAACGACUUCGCCAUCUUCAGCGCCUCCUUUGCCUGCAUCGGUUCUUACCAAUCUGGCCCAGCAACAACAUCGGCGGGCGCAAGAGCGUGCCAGUCUUGGUCGACAACAACCACACCAACAGCAACCACAACAACAACAACAACAACAACAACAACAACAACAACAACGCCAGCCACAACAACAGCAGCAGCAACCACAACAACCAGCGCCGUUUUUCCUGCAAUCUAUGAUGCCGCCGGGUCAUGGCGGGCCUCACAUGCACCCUCAACAUCCUCUUCGCCAUCACCACCACCACCAUCAUCAUCAUGCCAGGCGCCCCAUUCACACACUGCGCUCGGGUGAACCCGAGGUUGCCUCGCACGACCACGUUCACCACCCUCAUCCACCACCCGCAUUCACUGUCGACCUGCUGACGUCACUGUUGCCAGCCUUCUCGUUUGCAUUUGACGGGAGUGUCGGUCCAGCACAACCCGCAUACAACCCGCAAGACCUCUUUGACCGCCUUGUCGACCACACCUUGACCUCCACCGAUGAAGAGAUUGGCGAGGCGUGUGCCGUGUGCUUGCAGCAGUUUGAGGAGAACCAGCACGUGCGCCGACUGCCCUGCCGCCACGUGUUCCAUGUGGAAUGCAUUGAUGAGUGGCUGCAGUCGGUGCCCACCUGCCCAACCUGCCGCUCAAACAUCACCGAUGAGCUCGACAGACUCGAGGUCCAACCCCCCGUCGUCUGAACACCCUACAAAUGCGUGUGUGUUUGUUUGCACGUGUGUGUGUGUGUGUGUGUGUGUGUGUGUG